Messenger RNA from Esox lucius (northern pike), 2994 nucleotides. Its product is annotated as glucose-6-phosphatase. The coding region runs from base 232 to 1305 and encodes 357 amino acids. Gene Ontology annotation, biological process: glucose 6-phosphate metabolic process; gluconeogenesis. Gene Ontology annotation, molecular function: glucose-6-phosphatase activity. The transcript is spliced from 5 exons. Gene Ontology annotation, cellular component: membrane. The record is from RefSeq and is a predicted model, not a curated record. Lineage: Eukaryota; Metazoa; Chordata; Actinopteri; Esociformes; Esocidae.
CACCACACGCUUACUAUGGCCAGUGAGACCCUGAGACCACCAACCAUUAGUGCUUGACUUUAGCGGACAAUGCGGACAUGACUCUAGUAGGACCGUCUGCUAAUCCAUAAACUUUUAGGGAGGUGACAUAGAAGACCGGACACAGAAACGGUUAUAGACUCGUUGCCGGCGGCUGCUCUGUCCGUACUGUGACUUUCAGAUUGAACUGCUGUACCAGAGAGCCUGGCAGUCAUGGAGACGGUCCACAGCUACGGGGUUAGCACCACACAGUACCUCCAGACUCACUACAAGGACACUCAAAGCUGGUUCCUGUUGGUUUCCAUGGUAGCUGACCUGCGGAACACCUUCUUUGUGUUUUUCCCUGUGCUGUUCCACCUGCAUGAAUCAGUGGGCGUCAAGCUGAUCUGGGUGGCUGUUGUAGGAGACUGGCUCAACCUCAUCUUAAAAUGUCUCUCAUAUCUACUCAGGAUCCUGUUUGGCGAGCGCCCCUACUGGUGGGUCCAAGAGACACCUUACUAUGGCAACUCCUCAGCACCGCGGAUUGAACAGUUCCCUAUGACAUGUGAGACGGGUCCAGGAAGUCCGUCAGGCCAUGCCAUGAGCACUGCUGGGGUUUACUAUGCCGUCAUCUCCUCCCUCCUCACCAUCCUCGUCCAGGAACACUGGGGUCACAUCAAGAACUGUUGUGUUCGUGGGAUGCUGUGGGCGAGCUUCUGGUGUGUGCAGGUUUGUGUCUGCCUCUCCAGGGUUUUCAUCGCUGCCCACUUCCCUCACCAGGUCGUUGCAGGGGUUGUCACAGGCAUCCUGGUUGCGGAGGCCUUUGACCGGGUCGAGUGGAUCCACAGGGCUAGCCUGAGGCGUUACAUCUACACCAGCCUGUCCCUGCUGUCCUUCGCUGUGGGCCUCUACCUGCUCCUCUGGGGCCUGGGAGUGGACCUGCUUUGGACUCUGGACAAGGCCCAGCGCUGGUGUCAGCGUCCCCAGUGGGUUCACAUGGAAACCACACCCUUUGCCAGCCUUCUGCGCAACACCGGGACUUUGUUCGGCAUGGGCUUGGGGCUGCACUCACCUCUAUGCGCCGAGGCCAGGAGGGUGGGUCAUGGCGCCACCUACAGGCUGGCAUGCAUGUGCACCACACUGCUGCUUCUCCACCUACUGGACUCAUUCAGCCCACCAGCACACACCAGGGCCCUAUUCUACCUGCUUUCAUUCUGUAAGAGUGCCACAGUGCCCCUGGCAACUGUAGGCAUUGUUCCCUACUGCAUCGCCAGGGCAACAGGAUGGCAUAGGAAAAGGAACCACUAAGUUUGGUACUAAGUCUAAUUUUGAACUUGUCGUAAUUCUCUGAGAACUGAAGGGACAGAGAAAUGGACAGGCACGGCAGAACUCAGAAGCGUUGCACCAGUUAGAAGUACUUGAAAGCCGAUCAGAUCGUUGCAUGAGGUGGAUUUUGUAUGCAUCUUGAGGCUGACGGUUCUCAAAGGACAAUGGCUGUUAACAUCACACCGGUGCCACUUUACUUGGUUAUUGGUUGUACAAAACAUUGGCUAGUCUUGUGAGGCCAUACCUCCAAAUCUCAUCAAACCUGGUCUAAGAGCCUUGGUAAGAAUUCAGCAUUUAGACUAUAAAACCGAGAAAGCAUUGUUAAACGGUUUGUUUUCUUCAGGAAAUGCGGUUACACCCCUUGGUGGAAUCAUUGGAAUGUGGAGAGGAGGGUGAGCAUAUAAUUACAUUAGAAUUGUGUAGGAACUCAGAGAGGUAGGGGAGAGGAAGUGUGUUCCCUUGAUACUAGCCUACAACUGAACAUGGAAAGAAAGUUGUGCUUUCUCUCGUUCUUGCUCUUCCAUUGUGGGCUCUGAGUAGUGUUAGGAUUUCUCUAAAUACACUGCUAUGGAGAAAAAAACUCCUGAGAAAGGAACUCUGUACUACUCUUUAGGGGUAGUCAGAGUUGGCUUGUAAUGGAUUAAAUGUAAUGAGAAUUACACAAUCUGAUUUUUAAAAAUGAAGUAACUAAUCAGGGUUUUAUUCUGAAAAAUAUCUGGAUAUAUUUAGGAUUCAUAAAAAAAGGUUUAGUGUGAGGAAUAUUUAAUAAAACUUGUAAAACAAUGCUAUAAUCUAGAGCAAGCUCCAAACAUUUAUUAUGCUCAUAGAGAUCACCUAAGAGACAUAGAUCUCUUCUUUUCAGACUGUUUGAAGGAAUAAGUAAAUUCCAAAACAUUUCCACCUGACCCAAUAUCUAUCUAGCUCUCUAGUUCCUACUUGAUACUAAGCAAAAUGGUUGUACUCUCUGUCCUUUCUGUGCUUUGAGCAGCAGGAACAAAAAAAUGCUUUAGAAUUCUCAACAUUUCAAAAUACAAUACCUGGAAUAACCCUUUUUUAUAGCAUGCAGAAAUUGGGUGUGUUAGUUGAAAGUGCUUUUAAGUGGAAUUCUGUAGAUUGAUGAUGAUGACAUGCACAUAUUUUGGAGCUAACAUCGGUCAACCAACUGCAUCAUUGUCAAAUCCUAAAGCCAUGAUAAUCACUGUUUUUCAUUGCACAUACACAUCUAUUUAUUCAACCAUUAUGUGACUGUCUCACACACAGAAUAUUGAACAUGUGCUCCAAAUUUGUUGAUAAGUUAUGCUGGAGCUAUAUUUUAUGCACUUACAAUUUUUCUCAAACCUGACUGUGUUCAGUGGGUGGGAGGAGGGGGGUGCUAUAUGAUGAAUGAAUGAUGGAUGAAUUAUCUAUUUACUCAACAAAGUUUUUGCCACACAUCAGAAAAAACUAUUUAAACUGUAUGAGCAUUUAUAUUACCCCAGCAGCAUAUUUCAAUUUACACCAAGGAACAUCAACUUUAAUGAAUGACUGCCCCCAACUAAUUUGUCUUUGUUUUACUCAUUUCCUCAAUAAAACAUGCAGGAGCCAUGAUGUGCCCAAAUAAGAUUUGUCUUGGAGGUGUGGUUUAAUGUGGGUGUCCCUUGGCGUGGCAAGAGCACACCCAACUGUCAACUC